Molecule: messenger RNA, 480 nt
Organism: Colletes gigas
Lineage: Eukaryota; Metazoa; Arthropoda; Insecta; Hymenoptera; Colletidae
Gene: HSPC300
Product: probable protein BRICK1-B
Exons: 5
Coding region: 111-341 (76 amino acids)
Biological process (GO): actin filament organization; cell motility; regulation of actin polymerization or depolymerization
Cellular component (GO): SCAR complex
Molecular function (GO): protein-containing complex binding
Source: RefSeq, a predicted model, not a curated record
CGAUGUUGGUGAUUUUUCCCUUAGACGGCACGAAUUAUUAUUGUAGAUGAUUGUAUAAAAUCAGAAAUAACAUAACGCGUCAGUUGCACUGCUUAAACAUAGUGUCAAAAAUGGCCGCUGUACAUCGGGAAGCUAUACAAAAGCAAAUUCAACAAGAUUGGGCAAAUCGAGAAUAUAUCGAAGUUAUAACUGGUAGCAUUAAGAAAAUAACCGAGUUUCUUAAUUCCUUUGAUAUGUCCUGCAGAUCACGGAUAGCUUUUCUUAAUGAAAAACUCACUACACUUGAAAGAAGAAUAGAGUAUCUCGAAGCAUGUGUUACAAAAGGAGAAACAUUAACGUAAAUUAAAUAUUGGCUAAACAACUAUUUUUAGUUUCAAGAUUUUUGUAUGUAUUGGAAUUAUAUAGUAAUAAAUAAACAUUAAAGACAAUAAUUGUAUAUAUUAUAUUUUAAUCAUGAAUUCUAUAGUAUUACAAAUAAAC